AUGUUGGCGCAAACAACAAGGCGUGGUAUGGCACGUACUGUGGCCCCGGUGCCUUUCACUCACGUGGGUCUAUCGCGCACCGCCAUCCCGCUCGCCGGCCCAUUGCGUCGGACACUGGCAAGUACAAGCACCUCGCGCUCGCACGAGAACCCGCUCGGGCUGCCGCGCAACAACCAGCGCAUUCCACCGACCAUGCCACGCCGCGGUGGACCGCCGCAACCACGCCGCAUCCCACACGUCAAGCACGUCGUGUGCGUCUCGUCCGGCAAGGGUGGGGUGGGCAAAUCCACAAUUUCGUCGAACCUCGCGGUGGCACUCGCGCUGACGCAACUACCUGGCACGCGUCGGCUGAGGGUGGGACUGCUGGACCUGGACAUCUUUGGGCCGAGCGUGCCCAAGCUCAUGGGGCUCGAGGGGAUGGGCGAGGCGGAGCUCACGCGCGACGGUGCGCUGAUCCCACUCACCAGCCACGGUGUGAGGUGCAUGUCGAUGGGGUUCCUCCUAGGCAAUACACGAGCCGACGCGGAUGGGGAGGAGGAGCGGGUGGUGGCAUGGAGGGGGAUGAUGGUGAUGAAGGCGACGCAGCAGUUGUUGUUCGAUGUGGAUUGGCGACAGGAUCCUCACGCGGCGCGGACCGGUGGGGAGGAGGGUGGGUUGGAUGUGUUGGUGAUCGACAUGCCGCCGGGGACGGGCGAUGUGGCUCUGUCGCUCGCGCAGCUGGUAGAGGUGGAUGCGGCGCUGGUGGUGACGACGCCGCAGGAAGUGGCGCUGCUCGACGCGCGCAAGGGCGUGGCCAUGUUUCGCAAGACCAACGUGCCCGUCGCCGGGCUCGUGCUCAACAUGAGCCACUUUAUCAGCCCCGACACCGGUCGCGCGUUCGAGCUGUUUGGUGAUGCAGCGGCGGUGGAGCGGUAUGCGGAGAAGCAGAAGAUCGAGGUGCUCGCCAGGAUUCCGCUCCAGCCGCAUGUGAGUGCGGGAGGCGACAGGGGCACACCCGUGACGCUUCGGAAGACACUCGAAUCCGUGGAUGCGGACGGCAAGACUCAGGUACAGGACAAUCUCAUCCGAACGGCGUUCCUCGAUCUCGCCCAGCGCGUUUGGACACGUCUGCAAUCCUAG
This is a messenger RNA of Moesziomyces aphidis, 1119 nucleotides long. NCBI's taxonomy places the organism in Eukaryota, Fungi, Basidiomycota, Ustilaginomycetes, Ustilaginales, Ustilaginaceae. The record is from the annotation of a GenBank genome assembly.